This is a messenger RNA of Brienomyrus brachyistius, 2747 nucleotides long. RefSeq names its product potassium channel subfamily K member 13-like. Gene Ontology annotation, cellular component: membrane. Gene Ontology annotation, biological process: potassium ion transmembrane transport; stabilization of membrane potential. The transcript has 2 exons. The record is from RefSeq and is a predicted model, not a curated record. Gene Ontology annotation, molecular function: potassium ion leak channel activity. Bases 749 to 1948 code for a protein of 399 amino acids. NCBI's taxonomy places the organism in Eukaryota, Metazoa, Chordata, Actinopteri, Osteoglossiformes, Mormyridae.
AUUAAAUUCCCGUCAUAAUGACCCAGCAGCCUGUGAAACACUCAGCUCUGCCUCGAGUCUCCCUCCGUGGCACUAACAUCUGAUCGGGAUCGCUGACAGACCAGAGGAAAGUUCACGAGUUAGGAAAUGUUCCUCUAAAGGGUGACUUCAUGCUGGAAAAACAGCGUACAGCUGGUAGGAUUAAACACAUGGUAAACACUCUUUAACGCCAUCGGAAUAAAUUUGAGGCUUCGUUUCUAAUUCAUUCAUUCUCUUUAUGAGUAGAAAUGAGAAGACGGAGGGUGCACUUCUUGUCAGGACAAUGUCUCGCUUUCUUUUUUACGUUACAAAACCAAUGCUUUCGUGACACAUCUCGCAUGGAUUUUGCGCAGGAUUACUGCUUUUUCUUCGCACUGUUAUUCGCAAACAUGAAGCGGUGGAGAGUGUGGAUCUCAGAACCACCGAGGAUUAGAUUUAUUUCCGGAGGAUCUGAAUUUCGGAUAUCACUAGCCUGAAAGGAAUUACCCGUAAACUACUUUCCAAACGUGCGCAACGCAAAUCAAACUCUCGACAUUUCUGUUAAGAUACAUCUCACGACUAAUUCUACUUCUUCAGAAUUUUUACAGUGGAUUCAAAAACACGCUCAGUAUUAUGGUGGAAGUAGCCCAGCACUGUGGAAGUUGGUGAUUACACGCACAGACGCCGGUGGCGCCGCCGAUAGACCGAGCAUGCAGACACGGUGCGGACUCAUGUCAGCGGUGGCGGCAUAAUGGCCUGUCGCAGUGCCUGCGCUUGUGGAUUGGCUCCGCUAAACGAAGACAACGCAAGGUUUCUCCUGCUGGCUUUGCUCAUCAUCCUGUACCUGUUGUGCGGAGCCGCUGUCUUUUCAGCACUGGAGCAGCCCAAAGAGAAACAGGCCAAGGAGAAGUGGACGCAACGCUUUGAGCAUUUUACUUCCAAGCACAACCUGAGCAGAGGCGACCUGGAGAAGUUCCUGAGGUUCUACGAGGAGGCCAACCUGGCAGGGGUGCGGGUGGACGCGCUCAGACCGCGCUGGGACUUCACCGGGGCUUUCUACUUCGUGGGAACCGUGGUGUCCACUAUCGGCUUCGGGAUGACAACCCCUGCCACCGUCGGAGGAAAGAUCUUCCUCAUCUUCUAUGGGCUCAUUGGUUGUGCGGCCACCAUCCUCUUCUUCAACCUGUUCCUGGAGCGUCUCAUCACAGUGCUGGCCCUGGUUCUGAAGGCCUGCUAUCAGAUGCGGAGUAAGGACGGCGAGCCGACCAGGGGUGGUCCAGCGGGGUGGAAGCCCUCGGUCUACUGUGUUAUGCUCAUCCUCUGCCUGGGGGCGGUGCUCAUCUCCUGCUGCGCCUCUGCCAUGUUUGCCGCCAUCGAGGGCUGGAGCUACAUGGACUCCCUCUACUUCUGCUUCGUGGCCUUCAGCACCAUCGGCUUUGGGGACCUGGUGAGCAGCCAACGGCCACUCUACCAGCACCAGACUGCUUACCGACUGGGCAACUUCCUCUUCAUCCUCGCCGGCGUCUGCUGCAUCUACUCGCUCUUCAACGUCAUCUCCAUCGUCAUCAAGCAGGUGCUCAACUGGAUCCUGCGCGCCCUGCGACGGCCAUGUGGCGGCCACCACUGCUGCCCUGGCAACGCCUUUCGCAGACGCCGGAACCUGGUGGUGCCAAGUCAGCCUCGUGGCCGCCGCGACCUCUCUGUUGAGACGGACGCAGCCAAUGAGAGUGAUCUGGAUGGCCGGAGGAUGUCAGGGGAGAUGAUCUCCAUGAGAGACUUCCUGGUAGCCAACAAGGUGUCCCUGGCCAUCAUGCAGAAGCACCUGUCGGAGGCGGCCAAUGGUCACCAGGCUCAGUCUUCGUCCACCGAGCAAAACGACAGCUUCUCCAGGGGGGUGGGUGCCCUGGCCAUCAUGAAUAACAGGCUAGUGGAAACCAGCGAGGACAGAUGAGCUUGGGACAUACUCAUUGGCUUUGGGCAACAAGAUCCGAGGGCUUAGGGGUCAUGUGAUUCAGGUGUUGCACUAAUAGCAGUGAAGCCACAGGCUGUACACAGGGGCCAUAUGUUCACGUUUGCCUAACUGAACACCUGGCUUUUUGUCUCGUCACUGCUGGACUUCUGUCUCUAAGGGUUCAUGUUGUUUACAGGCUGAACACCCCAGGGGAGUUCAGACCUUCAGCUGUAUUUACACGAAAAAAUGUCUGUUUACAUGAAAAGGCAGGAGGCUGUAGAAAUUAAGCAUCAACUGUGCCGGAGUUCAACAUAGACGGUGAAAAACUAUUCUCAGAAAGACGGCGACCUUUUCCACCAACAACCAAACAGAAUCCGUCCCGUAUAAUUAACAGAUUGCUCUAUUAAUCAGGCUCUUUCCCACUAUGCAGAACAUCUUGUUCCACGUCUGGCAGAAAAUGAGAUCCGAGACGAAACCAUAUGUUGCGGUUUGCUUUCCGUCGCCUGCUUGCAGGAAAACACACAGACCGAUGGCAGAGAGAAACCUGAAAACUGAUUUCCCCGUCCAUUACACACAUCUAUUUUAGCAUUGCUCCCUCAUUAUCUGGAAAUUACGGAAACGGGCAUAAGCUUUCACGUUCAGUACAGCAGACCCAUUGGUUACACACAUGCUUAAAUGUCCCAGAACCCACGUCCAGGUCUCCUGCUCUUGGUGAAACCUGGUCAGAAAUGUGCACUCAGAAUGUCACAUGCCGUUUUGUUGUUAAUGAAUUUAUUACGAUGUAAACAGAGUGAUGAGU